GCUCUAGUUUUCGAGUAUAAAUAUUGUUCUUUGCACAGGAGGAAACAGUUGUUACAGAACACACCACCAUGAAAUACCUCGUGCUCACCGCCCUGGCUGCCAUUGCCGCUGCCUUGCCGGCAUACGACUCCAGCGAGGUAGUGAAGACCGUGAGGGACGAGAGAGACCACCAGGGCGACGGGAACUACCGCCUGGACGUGGAGAUAGAAAACGGCAUCGUGCUGGCCCAGUCUGGCGCCCCAGCUGGUCCCUCUGGCACGGUGGUCAAGGCGGGACAAUACUCCUACAUCGCCCCUGACGGCACUCCUGUUGACGUCAAGUUUGUCGCGGAUGAGAACGGUUUCCAGCCACAGUCUGAUGUGCUGCCCGUGGCCCCCGCCUUCCCCCACCCCAUCCCUCAAUUCGUGCUGGACCAGAUUGCCUUUGCCGCUGAGGAGGAUGCCCGUCGCGCCCGUGGGGAGAAGAGCCACUCCAGAGAGUACAUCUAACAAGCCACACACCGUCCCUAUUAUUAGUAACUGAGAGCAUGUACUCAGCACCACUCACAAGACCACGCGUGGACUGAGUGGCUGUGAUCACAAUACAUACAUUCAUCAUUCACGUCUGUCCUUAGCAACUUUCACCCAUAGCUCAUUCAUAAUUUACAGACAACUUUCACUGCAUUCAUUUUACGCUCAGAAUCAUAAUAUAUUGUCAUGUCAAGAGCGGCAAGAGAGUCGUGUCACCUUUUUGUUGUAUGUAGAAUAAACAGUUACUUGAC
This is a messenger RNA of Portunus trituberculatus (swimming crab), 760 nucleotides long. RefSeq names its product cuticle protein AMP1A-like. The record is from RefSeq and is a predicted model, not a curated record. Lineage: Eukaryota; Metazoa; Arthropoda; Malacostraca; Decapoda; Portunidae. Gene Ontology annotation, cellular component: chitin-based extracellular matrix. Bases 69 to 488 code for a protein of 139 amino acids. The transcript has 3 exons. Gene Ontology annotation, molecular function: structural constituent of chitin-based larval cuticle.